Pundamilia nyererei is the source of this 4099-nucleotide messenger RNA. Its product is annotated as kinesin-like protein KIF20B. The transcript is spliced from 31 exons. The coding region runs from base 115 to 3903 and encodes 1262 amino acids. The record is from RefSeq and is a predicted model, not a curated record. Lineage: Eukaryota; Metazoa; Chordata; Actinopteri; Cichliformes; Cichlidae. Gene Ontology annotation, cellular component: mitotic spindle; nucleus; spindle microtubule. Gene Ontology annotation, biological process: microtubule-based movement; mitotic spindle assembly; spindle elongation. Gene Ontology annotation, molecular function: ATP binding; microtubule binding; plus-end-directed microtubule motor activity.
UUUAAAAAGUAAACCGCGGAGAGGACAGCGCAGCAAGGCCGAUAGGCAGUGAUUGUUUCUCAUGUUUGCGGUAGUAAAUAGAGUGUGUGUGAAAUAAAAUAUACGACACAGAGAAUGGAUUCCAGUUUAGCUGGAAGGCCGGAGAGAGUGGGACCAGUGGAAGUGGGGGACAUAAAGAAGGACCUGCUGGCUGAGUUUUCUGCCAUGCCAACACAGGACGACGCUCAGGAGCAGUCGGAGAACCUGCAGGUUUACCUGAGGGUUCGACCCUUUACUGCAGCCGAGAGCGGCAGCAGAGAGGCACAGGACUGUGUGACCAUCGAGGGGCCGGACACUGUGGUCCUCAAGCCUCCCAGGAGCUGCCAGUCAAACCGACAGAGCGACAAGUCCCUCCCACAAACGGCCCAGAGGUUCACCUUCACGCAGGUGUUCGGUCCGGAGGCGAGUCAGAGGAAGGUGUUCGAGGGCUCCGUUCGGGGUUUGGUCCGAGACGUUCUGCAGGGAGGAAACUGUCUGGUUUUCACGUACGGAGUCACCAACGCCGGGAAGACCUUCACCUUCCUCGGUCCGGACCACGACUCGGGUCUGCUGCCCAGGUCCCUGUCGGUCAUCUUCAACAGCAUCGAAGGCCGCCUGUACGGCCGCUGCGACCUGAAGCCUCAGCGCUGCCGAGACUUCAGCAGACUGACUCCAGACCAGCAGGCGACCGAGAGCAGCAGCAAGAGGAACCUGCUGAGGAUGCUAAAGGAGAGCGACAGAAGCGCGACAACUGGAAGGUCGGCGUUCCUCGAAGGUGAUGUUCAGGUUCCCGGCGGCCAGCAGAGGAGGACGGUCCUGCGUCUGUCUCAGGACGUGAAAGGAAACUCGUUCAUCAAAGACCUGCGUUGGGUCCAGGUGAGCAGUUCGGAGGAGGCGUACAGAGUGAUGAAGAUCGGGAAGAGGAACCAGAGUUUCUCCUCCACCCGCCUGAACCAGCUGUCCAGCAGGAGCCACAGCAUCUUCUCCAUCAGGAUCCUGCGCGUGGAUGACGUCGGUGUUCCCAGAGUCCUCGGCAUCAGCGAACUCGCGCUGUGCGACCUGGCCGGGUCGGAGAGGUGCUCGCGGACGCACAACACCGGCGAGAGGCUGAAGGAGGCAGGGAACAUCAACAGCUCGCUGCUCACGCUUGGAAAGUGCAUCCACGCCAUGAGGCUCAACCAGAACGCCAAGUUUCAGCACCACAUUCCCUUCAGGGAGUCCAAGCUCACACACUUCCUGCAGUUCUUCUUCUGUGGUGCCGGGCGGGUCUCCAUGGUGGUCAACAUCAACCAGAACUCGUCGUGCUUCGACGAGACGCUCAACGUGCUCAAGUUCUCGGCGCUGGCUCAGAAGGUGGUGGUGCUGAACUCGAGGCCGACGGUCCCCGACUGUCCCGGCUCCUCCCAGAGGUCGGCCAUGGAGCUGUCGCUGAUCAUCGACGAGGCAGACUGCCGCAGAAACGUGGCAGGGAGGGGCAGAAAGAGCUCGCUGCUCGCCUGGGAGACGAGCCUGGAGGACGUGCUGGAGGACGAAGAUGGCGAAGAGGGUGAGGAAGAUGGGGAGGAGGAGAGCAUGAUGGAGGGAACGGUCCUGGAGGCAGGAGGCGAGAAUGAGGAGGAGUGGGACGUGACGAUGGAGGAGGACGAGAAGCAGGAGGGCAGGGAGGCGGCGCUGCGUCUCGUUCUCGAGGCUCAGGUCAGAGAAGAAGUCAGCGCUGAGUUCAUGGAGCUCUUUAAAAAGAUGGAGAAGGACUACAGCGACCGCCUGGAGAAGGAGCGGGAGAUCCUGGAGGAGCGGGCGGAGAAGAGGGUGGAGAUCCUGAAGAACCUCGUCAGUAAGACGGUCGACCUGUCUGCUCUUAGCACGGACAGCAACAAGGAGGAGCAGGUGGUGCUGCUGGAGGGAAUCAUCAGCUCCAUGAGUCAAGACCUGGAGAAGAUCAGAGAGGACGCUCAGAGUGUCCACCGCUGUCUGACCGAGCACACACACAGCACAGAGCUGGAGGCGCUGCGACUGGAUAGCCAGCAGUCACGUGACCAACUGCAAGAAGCCGAGAAGCGUCUGGAGCAGCAGCAGCAGGAGGUGUCGAAACUGAUGGAGUUGUGUCGGCAGAAGGACGGCGCCCUUUCCAGGCUCCGGGCAGCCAUGGACGAUGCCGUGGAGGACGCCACCCGAGACAAGCAGCUGGUGGAGUCAAUACGGUCGCAGCUGCUGGAGCUUCAGCAGACCUGCGGCUGCACGAGGAGAGGACAGGAGGAGGAGGGGAGCAGGAAACAUCAGCCUGACCCUGUGGAGGAUGAGAAGCAGCGAGGAGCAAACAGGAGAGUGGUCCUGGAGGAGGAGAUCUGGAGGCUGCAGGAGGAAAAUGACAGAAAGAACGAGGCCAUCGUGGGGCUCAGAGGGAGGGAGGAGGAGCUGCAGCAAGAGAAGGCGAGGCUGGAGGAGGAGCUGAGGAGCCGGGUGGCGGAGGUGGAGGGGCUGAAAAAGGAGCAGGUGCUGCUGGAGGAGCAGCUGCUGGCGCUCAAAAACCUGGACGAGUGUCCAAACUGUGACACUGUGUUGGUGUCUCUGGAGGCGGAGCAGAGGGAGGCGUCCAGACUGCAGAAGGAGAACAAAGCUCUGGUGAACGGGAUCUUCCAGCUGCAGACGGAGGUGACCAGCCUGCAGGUGCAGCUCAAACAGCAGACUGACAGAUCGGACAGCCUAUCAGAGCAGUUCAAAGCCACAAAGACCCGCCUCCACGACCUGGAGCACCAGUCAGAGGAGAAGAACAACUCCAUCAGCAGUCUGACACAGGAACUGGAGCGCCUUCGACAGGAAGUGAAGGAGGAGGAGGGGCAGAGCAGCAGCGUUUUCCACGCCGCCAUGGAGGAGCUGAAGAAGGAGAGCGAGGCGGCGCUCCAGCGCUCUGCUCAGAAAUCCCAACAGAUCGAAGAGCUGCAGACAGACAAGUGGCGGCUGGAGGCGGAGCUUACGCUCAGUGAGAACAGGUGCGCUGAGCUCAGAGAGGAGCUGGCCAAUCAGAGAGCAGAAUUCUCCCACCAGCUGGAGAGCCUGAGGGCGGAGCUCGAUUCAGAAGGCGACGCCCUACAAGCAGCAUUUCAGGACAGCGAGGAGAGGAGGAGGCAGCGGGAGAUGGAGGUGGGAGAGCUGCAGCGAGUCUUGGAUGAGAAGGAGAAAGGUCUGGAAGAAAGCCGCCAACAGGUGGAGACGCUCAGUCGAGAGCUGCAGAGGAGGGAGGAGGAGGAGAACAGGGCCAUGGAGGAGGAGGCGCUGCCUCUGGUGGAAGAGCUGAAGAAGGAGAUCCAGAAACUGCAGGAGAGGAGACAGGAGGAGGAGGAUGGGGGGGGCAAGAAGAUGAAGAGUGGGGAGUGUGAGGCAGUGAUGAAGCAGAGAGACACUCAGGACCUUCGAGACUCUCCUCUUAGGUCCAACAUGGCCGCCAGGAAGAAAACUCCCAGAACCACAGGGAGGAAGAGGAAGAGCUGCGAGCUGGAGGUUUUGGUGCACAGUGAAAACAAGAGGAACAAACCGAGGGGAAACGCCCGUUGCGUUCAGGAGAGAGGAUGCACUCUGCAGAAGAUUGAAGAGGCGAUCCACACCUCACCGUGCGUCCUGGGCAGCAAAGGCUCGUCAGGCCCUGCGGCUCCAGAGCGAACUCACCGUCCCGUCCUCUCUGCAGAUAAAAACAUAAGCUCGGUGGAGAAGGAGGCGGUAACCGUGGCAACCAAACCCCGGCGAGGCCGCAGGAAGCUUUACAAUAUGGACCCGUGGGCGCCGAUGGUGGACUCGCCACACACGACGCCCGGAGCAGCGGCGGAGGAUCGGGAGAGCGACCACAGCAUCAUGAAGAGGAAGCUACGCUCUCAAACCUGCAGGAAGUGACAUCAUGAUCGAUCUUUAAUGUGCGGCAUUCUUCGUCUGUCAUCAGUUUGUUGGUUUGUUUGUUUUUAAUGUUUGGACCUUUAAAAAAAACAGAAACCCACCAGUUCACCUUUGUGAGGCUUUAAAUUUAAGGUGGAAUUGUUUAAGGUGGAUCUCUGUGACUGCUGUGAUGUAAAUAAAGGUGAGCUGAAUCAUG